GCAGCCCAGGAAAAGAGUCUGAGCGGAGGCUACCCAUUACAAGACCACGAUCUAGCGGACCCAGGCCUCUUCGUCCAGCACACUUACCUUCACUUCCUAUGGCUUCCUCACUCAAUCACGCCCCUCUCUGUCUUUAUUCCCUCUCUUCUUCGCAUCCGAGCACUUCCAGAUGUCGCAGAAGACCAACCACAUCCUCUUCACGCCUUGAUAGAACCUCUUCUCCUCUCCCUUCGCACAGUCGCGAACAAGUACCGCAAUGAGCUCCCUCGGAUUAUUGCCGACGGCGGCGGUGCAGGCGAAGUAGAGGAGAGUAUGAUGUGGUAUGCGCUGGGGUAUGAGAAAACCGAUGCUAGCGCGGAGCGUAGCGAACACCUCAGCCGAGAAGACCCUGUAAUGUUAGAAAACAAAUGGAUAUCCAGCUGGCUCGAGCGCAUGGAGCAGCGUGAAGUCCAGAUCCAGAUCCUGCUCUAUUUCCUCAAGCUCUCUCUU
Suillus clintonianus is the source of this 489-nucleotide messenger RNA. RefSeq lists its product as uncharacterized. The transcript has 3 exons. The record is from RefSeq and is a predicted model, not a curated record. The annotation marks the transcript as partial. NCBI's taxonomy places the organism in Eukaryota, Fungi, Basidiomycota, Agaricomycetes, Boletales, Suillaceae.